Bipolaris zeicola 26-R-13 is the source of this 945-nucleotide messenger RNA. RefSeq lists its product as uncharacterized. Gene Ontology annotation, molecular function: large ribosomal subunit rRNA binding; structural constituent of ribosome. Gene Ontology annotation, biological process: ribosomal large subunit assembly; cytoplasmic translation; ribosome biogenesis. Gene Ontology annotation, cellular component: cytosolic large ribosomal subunit. The transcript has 3 exons. The record is from RefSeq and is a predicted model, not a curated record. Bases 1 to 945 code for a protein of 314 amino acids. NCBI's taxonomy places the organism in Eukaryota, Fungi, Ascomycota, Dothideomycetes, Pleosporales, Pleosporaceae.
AUGGGGGGCAAGAAAGAAUCCAAGGCCGCUUACUUCGAGAAGCUCGAUGUCCUCCUCAAGGAGUACAAGAGCAUCUUCAUCGUCACCGUCGACAAUGUCUCGUCGCAGCAGAUGCACGAGAUCCGUCAGUCGCUCCGCGGUGAGGGUGUCGUCCUCAUGGGCAAGAACACCAUGGUCCGCCGUGCUCUGAAGGGUCUUAUCGCCGACUACCCAGAGUACGAGCGCCUUCUUCCCCACGUCAAGGGCAACGUUGGUUUCGUCUUCACCAACGGCGACCUCAAGCAGAUCCGUGACAAGAUCCUCUCCAACCGUGUCGCUGCUCCCGCUCGUGCCGGUGCCGUUGCCCCUGGCGAUGUGUACAUUCCCGCCGGAAACACUGGUAUGGAACCCGGAAAGACCUCUUUCUUCCAGGCUCUCGGUGUCCCCACCAAGAUUGCCCGUGGUACCAUUGAAAUCACCACCGACUUGAAGCUCAUUGAGGCCGGUAACAAGGUCGGAGCUUCCGAGGCUACUCUGCUCAACUUGUUGAACAUCUCGCCCUUCACCUACGGUAUGGGUAUCUACCAGAUCUACGACAACGGCCAGACCUUCGACGCCUCCGUCUUGGACAUCAGCGAGGAGCAGCUCCUUAAGACCUUCUCCACCGCCAUCACCACCAUUGCCACCAUCUCCCUGGCUCUCAACUACCCUACCCUGCCUUCCGUCAUGCACUCCGUUGUCAACUCUUACAAGAAGGUCCUCGCCGUCGCCGUCGAGACCGACUACGAGUGGGACGAGAUCUCCGAGCUCAAGGACCGCAUUGCCAACCCCGACAAGUACGCCUCCGCUGCCCCAUCCGGCGGCGCUGCUACUUCUUCCAACGCCCCUGCCGCCAAGGAGGAGGCCAAGGAGGAGGAGAAGGAGGAGUCCGAGGAUGAGGACAUGGGCUUCGGUCUUUUCGACUAA